AUGUUACCAGCCUUUAGGAAGGACUUAAAAAUGAGGAUUAACCUAGUAAAUAAUUUAAAAAAUCUAAUUUUUACAGUAAAAUACCCUGUUAAAAUUAAACGUCUACGUGGAACACUUUGCCGUCCGAACAAAGAACCUGCUUGUAAUGAAAAUAGGGCAACUGUUUUAAUGCCUGGAAUUGUUAAGCUUUUGGAUGGUGAAAUGCUUGUUCCAAAAAAUAAUUUUGAUUUAAUUAAAUCUGGCACAGUUAGAAUGACAGUUAAUUCGCCUAAUUUUGAUAAACCUAUUUGUUUAAAUGGGACAAGUCAAUAUUUAGCUAUGCCUAAUUCUUGGUGUUCAUUUAAUUUAUGUGAAUUUAUUGGAAACGAUUUGUGCAAACUUUUACAAACACCCGGAAUUCAUACAAUUAGGGAAUUAGAAAAAGUACUUAAUUUUAACUCAACCCAACUCCUUCCUGAUCCGCCUGGUAUUUUUGGGAUUACUUUAUUGGAUAUAUUAUCGGGCGAAUUUUCUUUCUCAAUGUUUCUUGAAACAGAAGGUCAAACUAUUCUGGAAUUACAAAUUCCUACAAAUCAGAAAUACCUCCAAAUAGGAGUGGAUAAUACUUAUUCAGAAGAAUGCCAUUAA
Messenger RNA from Meloidogyne enterolobii, 627 nucleotides. The record is from the annotation of a GenBank genome assembly. NCBI's taxonomy places the organism in Eukaryota, Metazoa, Nematoda, Chromadorea, Rhabditida, Meloidogynidae.